Messenger RNA from Chenopodium quinoa (quinoa), 1339 nucleotides. Its product is annotated as probable carboxylesterase 8. Gene Ontology annotation, molecular function: hydrolase activity. The record is from RefSeq and is a predicted model, not a curated record. NCBI's taxonomy places the organism in Eukaryota, Viridiplantae, Streptophyta, Magnoliopsida, Caryophyllales, Amaranthaceae. Bases 219 to 1232 code for a protein of 337 amino acids. The transcript is spliced from 2 exons.
AAUACCUGGUAGAUCGAUUAAUUGAAUGCACAUUAAGUUGGUUAUACCUGCCUUUGUCACAAUGCUCAAAAUGUGGCACAACUCCUCCCAACCUACCUCUCAUUCAAUGCCUCAAAACUCUGCUUUUAAAACCAACCUUAUACACUUUCACAUUCAUACAUUUCAGACUUCAGAAAUCCUUAAUAUUUUAUUUUAUAUCCUUUUCAAAUAAUCCAAAAAUGGAUCCAUACAAAUUCCUGAAAAUAUCCCCAAACCCAGAUGGCACAAUUACCAGACUUACCCCUACAAUCUUAGUACCAACCACUGAACAACUAAAACAAGAAGAAAAACAGGACAGUAACCCUGAAACUAAUCAAAAUUUUACAGUAAUUUCUAAGGAUGUUCCCCUUAAUCAAACCAAGAACACCUUCCUUCGCAUUUUCAGACCUGCAGAAAUCGACUCAUCGAACAAGCUGCCGGUUAUAAUAUACUAUCAUGGGGGUGGUUUUGUGUUUUACUCUGCUGGAACUGUGUUCUUUCAUGAGUCCUGCAACCGUAUGUCAGCUGCUAUACCUGCUGUAUUCGUGUCUGUUGAAUAUCGAUUGGCACCGGAGCAUCGGCUUCCUGCUGCUUAUGAUGAUGCUGUUGAGGCUAUCUUGUGGGUCCGAGAUCAAGCUGUGAGCUGUAGUAGUGGUGGAGAAGGAAGUGAUCCUUGGUUGAAGGAGUGUGCUGAUUUUGGGCGUUGUUUUCUCAUGGGCAGUAGUUCUGGUGGCAAUAUUACUUACCAUGCAGCUUUGCGAACAUUUGAUCAUGAUCUAUCACCAAUGAAGAUAGAAGGGUUAAUAAUAAACCAAGCAUAUUUUGGAGGAGAAGAAAGAACAGAUUCAGAAUUAAGACUACUCGAUGACAAAAUCGUUCCUUUACCAGCUAAUCAUGUUAUGUGGUCACUUGCCCUGCCCGUUGGUGCUGACCGUGAUCAUGAAUUCUGCAAUCCAAUGGUUGAGAACGCUUACACUGAUAAGAUCGGACGGCUACCAAGGGUCCUGGUCAACGGGUACGGAGGGGACCCACUUGUGGACAGGCAGAAGGAAUUUGCUAAGAUGUUAGAGUCACGUGGAGUGCACGUGGUGGCUGACUUUGAUGAAGAAGGUUACCAUGCUGUGGAGUUGUUUGUACCUGAAAAGGCUCAAGCUUUGCUUGAUAAAGUUAAGAGUUUUGUUGGGUCUAAUGUUUCUCUUAGAUCUAUUAUGUAGGGUUCCAAAUUUGUGUGAUUAAAUGCUUUAUGGAUAUAAAUUAUGUAUGAACACUUAUCAAUAUGGGUUACAUGACUUCUAUAUCAGUCUCUGUUAUUAUUUACAAA